Periophthalmus magnuspinnatus is the source of this 5656-nucleotide messenger RNA. Its product is annotated as 4-galactosyl-N-acetylglucosaminide 3-alpha-L-fucosyltransferase 9-like. Gene Ontology annotation, cellular component: membrane. Bases 1447 to 2598 code for a protein of 383 amino acids. Gene Ontology annotation, molecular function: alpha-(1->3)-fucosyltransferase activity. Lineage: Eukaryota; Metazoa; Chordata; Actinopteri; Gobiiformes; Gobiidae. The record is from RefSeq and is a predicted model, not a curated record. The transcript has 2 exons.
AGGACCUUCCCAUUGUGGUCGAAACUGCAGUUGUUCUUCACUAGUGCUCUCUUCAGUACAUGGGCAGGGAAGUAAAGCUGAUUUCUCCAAAUUCACUUCCACUUUAGUCUCUCUAUCCACUAGAUACUUCUUCUUUCUCAAACUGGCCUUCACUGUCCAGCCAGCUCUCUGGGGCCAUCUGGAGUGGAACUGAGGCCUUCAGAUCCAUCAUUGUGGAUAUGUAGAUCAUUUCUCAUGUACUCAAUUCAACCCGAUAUGCUGACACACUUUAGCAAUACCAUUUUUCAAAACACCAUUCAUUCUCUCACAAAUAUCCUGACUUUGUGGGCGAUAAAUUGAUCCAAGACGUUGUUUAAUGCCUAAUUUUUGCAAAAGUAGUCAAACUGUUUUAACCACAAAUUCAAAUUCUUUCCCAUUGUCUGAUGAUGUUGUUCUUUAGAGAGAUAACACAUUUGGCAAUAAAAUACUCAACUUGUUCAAAGAAAAAGGAUGCCCAGCUCCGGUGUCAACCAUCAGGUUCAAUGGCAAAUCAUUCACCUCCACUAUAAUCAUGGGAUCUGUUUCCUCGGAAUCCUCCUCGGAAUCCUGAGCCUGGACGGUUACAUUCACGAACAAAAUGGCCCAAUAGUCCACACCUGUAGCAAGUCUGUGAAGAAUUGAGUUGAUUCUGAUUAAAGUUACUUCCUCUUCCUCUAUUGCCAUUUCUCCGUCCUCUUCCUCUCCAGUUUUGAAAUUGGUUGAAAUUUGUUGGGAUGAAUGACGGGACCGGAGCGAAUAGUUGUUGUAACGAUUAAUUUAUUUGCGGCUGACUUGGCAUGAUCACAGCUUGCAUUUUAUCCUUUCGCUUUCUGUCGACCAGUUGAAUCUGAUUCUGUUUUCUAAGAAUCUCUUGGUGUGGAUCUUUCACAACUAUGGGACACAUCUUGUCAGCUGACUUCACCUUUCUUGAAUGUAAUUUCAUAUUCAUGGUGGGUGGUAAUUCAUCUUCAGCUGCAUCUACAGCUUCUUCACUCUCUGAUUCCUCCCUAGGGCAUCUGAAUACAGAAGCCAAGGAAUAUUUUCAUUCUUCUCCGAGGUCUUCUUCUGGUUCUAGGCUAUCGAUUUCACUUUCAUCGACGUCUUGUUCUCGGCGAUUUGUUGUCUUUCGUAGUCUACUUCUUUUCCUUUCUUCACUUGCGAGUACUUUCUUUUCUUCACUUGCGAGUACUUUCUUUUCUUCACUUGCGAGUACUUUCUUAAUCUGAGGGUCAUAGCCACCUCUGGCCUCCCCCAUUCUGUGUUGUUCUUCUUCUCUCAUUUCCAUUCUCUUACACUUCCGACACAGUCCUUUCAAAGCCACUGACUAUUGGUUUUCAAAAAUGGGUAUAAUUCCAUUGUAGUCACAGCUUGACCCGUUUCAGGUGUUUGCUGGUCAUCAUCUUUGAUAAGAGCCUUCUGCUUUCACCAAUGGAAGUUGUACAUGUGGUUUGCUGGUUUCAACUGCCUUUUCGUAGAUUGGCGAAUGUCUUACAUGAGAAUAUGGUCAUGUCGUCAUCCAUCUGGUUCUCAGCCCACCUCCGGAUCCUUGUGCUUGUCCUUAUUAUCGUGACUGUCGCACUUUUGUUUUUGGGAUAUAACUCGGAAAACCCCUCUACGAUUGGCUUUUCACCACUUCCCCAAAACUCUGUUAUAAACUGUUCAAAUGUGAGGGAAGAAAGAAAGAGCCAAGAUCCGAUCCUCCUCAUCUGGGUGUGGCCUUUUGGUCAUAAGUUUGACCUGAACUGCGACCCGUUUGACAUCACCGGGUGCAAACUGACAGACGACAGAUCUCUGUACCCCACAGCACAUGCUGUCAUAUUCCACCACGAUGAUAUCGACGUUUAUCUACAGCCCAAAGAGCCACGCCCGUCUUUUCAGUUGUGGGUGUGGUUUAACAUGGAGUCACCUUCAAACUCCAACCGAAUCUCAGGUUUCCGUAACCUUUUCAACCUGACCUGUAGCUACCGCCGUGACUCAGAUAUCUUUACUCCAUAUGGGAGCCUGGUGCCAGUGUCAAACGACAAGAAACCUUGCUUCCGACUCCCGACAAAAGACAAACUGGUUUGUUGGAUCGUAUGCAACUGGAACUCACACUUCAAACGAGUCCAAUACUUCAACGAGCUAAAAAAACAUGUGGAAAUCAAGACGUACAGUCGCGCGUUUGGAGAAUACAUCAGCAACGAAAUGUACGUCGAGAUCAUUACGAGCUGCAAGUUCUACCUGUCGUUUGAAAACUCCAUCCACAAAGACUACAUCACAGAGAAGUUCUACAUGCCAUUGAAGCUGGGGGCGGUGCCGGUGGUUUUGGGACCUCCGAGAGAGAACUACGAAGCCCACGCACCCGCAGAAUCCUUCAUCCACGUGGACGACUUUGCCUCGCCCAAGGAGCUAGCAGAGCGGCUCCAGCACUUGCACCUCCACCCGGACCAGUACAUGGACUACUUUGAGUGGAGGAACAGUUUUAAGGCGGUGUCAGGGAUUUUUGGACUGGAGCAGGUAUGUAGGACGUGUCACUACCUCAAAACACAGAGAAGGUACCAAAGUGUGCGUGACCUGAACAAGUGGUACUGGGACAACUGAACUGUGCUUUGAGCUAUCAGGAAAUAAAAACAUGUUUUGUUCAUUUUAGGUUAAAUAUGAGGCCAAAGUUCAUGUGAACUCCAAAUUUAAAUUUUUAAGUGGAAGAUCCAUCGACUCUGGCUCCAAUUCACUUUACACUGGAAAACUGUCACCUCUCUCUCCCUGAGGUCGCUCCCACUAGCAUUAGGAGCACGUUUGAUUGACAGCGUUGCCGAGUGUCCGCUCCGUGCUAAACCAGCACGUUACCUUCAAGACCUUUACUCCUGAUUGGCUCUUUGGUUGCUAUGAUACUUGCAGUCGGAAUUCCACAAAUGGAACUUUGCCCCAAAUUGGCCUCUAUAACUGCGAGCCUCGAUGAGCUUCACUGGAGCUGAAGGCUGUGGGUGACACUCCCUCAGUUCACUUCUUUAUACAGUCGAUAGAUUAGACCUGAGCUUUCAUGAAUAUGCAGGUCUCUGUUGAGCUCUAUACACUGAACAUCUUUUAGUGACCCAGUAACAAACAGAGAGUCACCCAGAACAAGUCACCCAGAACAAGUCACCCAGAAGGACAAGCGUGUGUUUAGUGUUUACAAGGACAAAACAGAGAGGUGGAAUUUACCGUGGAAGAAAACAAAAGUACACUUCACCUCCCCUGCCCACAGACCAGCCCUGGGUCCCCUUUGAUACAUCUACUCCCUUUAGGGACUCCUCACUCUCCUUUUCCUCCCCACCUUCACCUAUGGCCCUUCCCGACCAUCUAGAAAGCCUCAUCAGAUCAGGAAUUAAGAUGGCCCCCUCACACCUAAUAUAGUGCAAUCAAGAGUUCUGGCAUCAACUAUGCUGAACUCUUCCCCGUACCCACCUAUGUGCCCUCGUCAAACUCCCCCCGCUCCACCUCCUUGGCCCUCACCUGGUCCCUCACCCAAACUCCCCCCAGCUUGCCCUUCCCUGCCUUCCCCCAGAGCUGUUAUCACCAAGAGCCAGGACACACAGGGCCUCUGCUGUCCCAGGACAUACAGUCAUGAUAAAGAUAAUAUCAUGCUGAGGCCUUGUGAUGGAGCUAUAUCUACAGUUACACCAUGUAGACUGAUUAACAGAAGGACAGUUAGACUGUCCAAUCAGAGACAUUUAGUCCACAUUCCCUGUAAGAAGAUCACAUCCAGUCCUACUGAAACUAAUCUGAAACUUGCUGUGCUCAAUGUCAGAUCUUUAUGUAACAAGUCAUUUUUAAUUAAUGAUUUUAUUUCCUCUUUUAAUCUUGAUUUUAUGUUUUUAACUGAAACAUGGCUCGACAAAACACAGGUAAUGAAAUUCCAGCGGAAUCAACUCCACCCAACUUCAAAUCUGAAUCUAAAACACGAGUAAACAAAAAGGGUGGAAGUGUGUGUGUGUGUUUUUUUUUUUAGAUAAUUUAAUUACUCACAGGUUGUCAUUUGGGGUGUUUUCAUCUUUUGAGUAUAUUUCUUUUAAAGUGGAGCUAAAACAAUCCCCCUCCAUACUCUACUUAGUCAUAUACAAACCUCCCCAGCACUGUCUGAGUUUUAUUGAUGAUUUUACUGUGAUGCUUUCAGAUGUAUGCACUGAUUUUGAUGGUUUAGUCAUUACAGGUGAUUUUAAUGUACAUGUGGAUAAUGUGUUUGACAGAAACACUAAAGAGUUCAGUUCUGUCCUUGAAACGUUUGGUCUGACUCAGCAUGUCAGCGAGCCCACCCACAACAGAGGACACACUCUGGACCUGGUCAUUACAAAAGGAGUAAAUAUUUCAAAUGUAAAUGUGGUGGGUGUUACUCUGUCUCAUCAUUUCUGUGUCUUCUUUGACCUGUUAUUCCCAAACCAGCGGCUGGUCCUGCAGUUGUUCGGAGAAACAUAAAUGGUAACACAGGUGAACUGUUCAUGGAAAUGAUACACUUUGAAAAUGCCUCAUGUUCUAAUGUUGAUGAUUUGUUGAACUCUGUAACUUCGAGUGUUUUGAAUGUUCUGAACACCAUUGCCCCGAUGAAGGUUAAAAUGGUUAAAGAUAAGCAGAAAGCGCCAUAGAGGAAUGAUGACUCGGUCAGGGCACAGAAAAGGGAGGGCCGGAGGGCCGAGCGGGAAUGGCACAAGUCAAAGCUCCAGGCUCAUUAUGAGAUUUACAGAGAAAAGAUGCAAAUGUACAAUCACAGUUUAUGUAAAACAAGGGAGAGGUAUUUUUCUGACAUUAUUGGAAGUUGUAGUAACAACUCUCGUGUCCUGUUUGCAACACUAAACAGAUUAACAAACCCUCAGCUCCACUGCCGUUAAAACUGAUUUACACAUCUAAGUGCAAUGAGUUUGCAGUAUUCUUUAAUGACAAGGUUCAGGGCAUUAAAAAUGCAAUCAAUUCCAUGACGCAAAUAACACCUCAGCAGCCACCUAGACACUUAGAGCUGACUCACUUUGCACCUGUAACUGACAAAACUAGAGAUUGUCACCAGUCUGAGUUCAUCUACAUGCUGCCUCGGUGUGUUACCCACUAAAUUUCUAAAGUCUGUGCUCAACAGUUUGCUUUCACCACUCACUCACAUAGUUAAUAUGUCACUUCAAUCUGGAACAUUCCCAAGCACUUUGAAAACUGCAGUUAUCAAGCCUCUCCUAAAGAAGAGCAGUCUUGAUGCCACAAUGUUGAACAAUUAUCGACCAAUCUCAAACCUGCUGUUUUUAGGCAAAGUCCUCGAAAAAGUUGUUUACCAACAGCUUAUUAACUUCCUCCAAAUUAACAACUCCUUUGAUGUCAAUCAGGUUUUAGACCCCACCACAGCACUGAGACUGCUCUUAUCAUGGUGACAAAUGACAUCCGCCUGAACACUGAUGCAGGCAAAGUCUCAGUCUUGAUCCUGUUAGAUCUGAGUUCUGCCUUUGACACUGUGGAUCAUGGGAUCCUCUUACAGAGACUAGGGGACUGGGUGAGCAUCUCUGGUACUGCCCUAAACUGGCUCAAGUCCUAUUUAGAAAACAGGGAGUACUUUGUUGAAAUUGGAAAAUGUAUCUCAGACAAAAUGUCCCUGACCUGUGGGGUGCCCCAGGGGUCAGUCCUGGGACCCCUGUUGUUCAAUCUCUAC